AUGUACACGACCAAGAAGCCCCCAAUGGUAGCACACAAAUCAUUUGUCUGGUUCCGGUCAGCCAAAUCAGGCAAGCGCCAGAGUUCGAUCUCGGGAGGUAAGCUGGCAAGUUGGCUGACACCACAUCACCACAGCUUUCCGACUUUUCUCACAGCAACUUGCCUAUCUGAAUGCCUUUACCUAUUGCUCUAUUUGAACCCCCACAGAAACCCACUGUCUCAAACAUUUCGAUCGGUCGGUUCUUCCGCGCCCCAUCCGAGGUCCGUGCAGCAACACCAUGCUCCUUUUCAACUUGCCAUCAGAGAUCAUUGGGGAGAUAUUGAAUCAACUUGAGCCUGCAGCCUUUUAUGUCUGUCUACAAACGGCCAAGCUAUUCCGCGACAAUGCCUUGUCCUCAAAGGCGUUGAUCCGCGCGCAUCUAGCUCGUAUCCCAGGACAACGCGUUCUCUCCGAGGAAGUCGAGAACAGUCCGGAUGCCCUGCUGGGUCUGUUUGAAAAACGAGCAAACCAGCAUUUGUUCAAUUCUGCAGGUGCCAUGGCUGAUGUCUUUGCAUGGUUCCCUGAGCAAACAAUGCACAGCAAACUGAGUGGGUUGCUGUGCUGGAAAGGGCUAUCGAAGCAGGAACUGAAGAUGUGGAAAGGAUUAUCAAAACGUGAUCUGAAGACCGAGAAUACCCACAUACUGGCUUAUUGUGAAGUCCAACCGGAAAAGGCUAUAGUCACUUUAUACUCUAUAGAGGACUAUGGCGUUCAUGGACACCGCCCACAGAUCAGCCACAUUAUAUCACCUCGCAUUCUACUGUGUCAAGGAGCUCUUGUCGAUCAUCAAUACAAGAUCAUGAAAGUCACUAGCGUUAAAUUCGGGAUAGCUGUGCUGUACGCGCCUCUGCAGUCAAUUCACCAGUCCGACUCUGAGCAUGUCCUCCUUGGUCAAGAGUGGAAACUGCUGCUAUUUCACCUGGAAUCUGGGCAUGGUGUUUCCUUGUACAGAUCGUACAAUAUUCGACCCCAGGGAUCAGUUUUCAUUGAUCUGGCUUUCGACUCAGAUGGCAAUCCAGUGGUAUGCUGGAAGACCCACGCAUAUAACAACAGGGGGAUGUACACGUCAUUCCAAGUGACCAGACACCACCACCCCAGGAAUAGCCAGAGAGUGCAAGAAGUCGAACGCCAUCGCACUCUCGAGCUUAGCAUAGACACACGUUCGGCACAAGACUACAAUUACAUGAUGAGUAUGCGCGGUAAGCACAUAGAUAUCAUUCCGGCUCCGGCACAUCUCCCACACUAUACAUCCCCGUACGUUGACCAUGAGCACUCGGCCCUGUUUGAAUCUAGAGACCCUGAAUUUCCGGAAAGCAUUGGGAUAUUCACUCGGCCGUCGUUUGGCUACACACUGGCAACACACCACUACUGCUCUUCUCUCCGUUCCUCGGAUACAUUUGGCGCGAGCAAUGGCGAACGAGGAUGUGUGAAUACCGCGUUGAAAUUCGCCAUCUCGCGUGAGGCUCUUGGAGCGUCACCGUUAAGCUCACGUAAGAAGCAGGGGGCUUUCUUAGUAAAAGCCUUUGACUUUGCAGACAGUUGCCACGACUUUGAUUGGGAUGAAGAUAGAUUUCAGCAGCAGUAUCUGGUCGUUGCGCGCCUCAUUGCUCAUCCUGAUCUCUGCAAUCUAUCUACACUAGGUCUCAUCGUAGCGGUGUCUCCAGGCGCCCAUCGCAUAGCCGUAUCAUCGUGGAGAACCUUGGUCGUCUAUUCUCUCGACCCGCAAGCCUUUCUGGACCCUGAUUACAGCCUAUCUCGCGCUAUGAUUCCUGCUCCUGACCUGUAUAUGCUCCCCUCAUAUCCGGAAAACCAGAAGGAGCGUUGUGGUUGGGAAUAUUAUUCCAAUGCCAACAUUAUUGAGAGUUGUGUUGAAUUGGAGCCAGUGCGGCUAGAAUGUAAAGGUGUCGUGUAUGGGCUGGAGUGGCGAGAUGAGAACGAACUUUGGGGGUGGGCAGAGAAUGGGUUGGUGAGGUGGACUAUGGGGUCGAUGAUGAAGGGAGCGAGAGGAUAUGGUAGCAUCGGUGGGGAUUGGCUGGAGAAGGCGAACUGGAUGGACAGUUUGAACGAAAAACAAUGA
This is a messenger RNA of Periconia digitata, 2116 nucleotides long. The record is from the annotation of a GenBank genome assembly. NCBI's taxonomy places the organism in Eukaryota, Fungi, Ascomycota, Dothideomycetes, Pleosporales, Periconiaceae.